AUGGAGACAUUAUACGGUCUACCUUUCGCAGUGUUGGAAUGUCCAAAUAUAAAACUCAAAAAGCCAUCAUGGUUGCACAUGCCGUCGGCUAUGACAGUCUAUGCGAUCGUUAUUGUUUCGUACUUUCUCAUCACUGGAGGUAAGUUGUCGAACACUGCUGCUAGCUAACGUUAGCUAGCUAAUUUGCUGUAACAGAUGCUUAAUAAAGCCUUUGGCUGUAACGUUAUGAACCAAGUUACAUCAAUCUACUAACUAGCUAUGUGUUAACGUUAUUCAACCAUCACGAUUAUUGUAUGCAGUUAGUGAUAGCUGGGUUUCUCAACGUUAGUCUUAGUCUCCACGAUUUACAUUGGAGUUGACUGGUGAUUGGUGUGGUUGGACUGGUACUCCGUCACAUAAAAUGACGUUUAUAUAUAUAAAACAAUGUGUGUAAUUGUGGGCUAUUGUUUGGGUGCUGAAAAUAGUAGUUUUUUUUAAUUACUAAAUAUUAUGUGACAUCAGAGCUCCAGUCCGCCCACACCAGUCGCUGCUUAACUCCAUUUUAAAUGGUGGAGUUGAGUGAGUUUCAUCAGCUACUUAACUCCAGGAUUUGUAACUCAUGUAAAAUGAUUUAGUUAACAUACACAUUGAGGAAAGACUCUGCCAGUACAUGCAGUCAGACCUAUACAAUCAGCUAAUCAGUGUUGCAAAAAUGAAGGGAUUUCAUAAGAACACAGGGAGAUAGCUAAAUUAACAUUACAAACCUCCGUUUUGUGCCAACCAUCAACCGAAUUUGCUUUUUCCAAGCACACCCAUUCUGUUAACAUCUGACUCGACCUGUGAUCUGUUCCUGCAGUCAUGGUAACAAUUUUUUUGAUGUAGCUAGUGAACUACUUUUUUAAAGUAACUUUAGUUAAACUUUAGUUGACUCCUGAGUAGCGCAGUGGUCUAAGGCACUGCAUCGCAGUGCUAACUGUGCCACUAGAGAUCCUGGUUCGAAUCCAGGCUCUGUCGCAGCCGGCCGCGACCGGGAGACUCAUGGGCGGCGCACAAUUGGCCCAGCGUCGUCCAGGAUAGGGGAGGGAAUGGCCGGCAGGGAUGUAGCUCAGUUGAUAGAGCAUGGCGUUUGCAACGCCAGGGUUGUGGGUUCGAUUCCCACGGGGGGCCAGUAUAAAAAAAUAUGUAUUCACUAACUGUAAGUCGCUCUGGAUAAGAGUGUCUGCUAAAUGACUAAAAUGUAAAAUGUAAAUGUAAACAAACUAGCUAUAAUUCUAAGGGUAGCUUUACUGUGUAGCUCAAUGUCUUUCAGUGUCAGUGAAGUAAUUGGUAGCUUGGUAAUUUUGACUUUAAUUAAUCAGGCUGUAAUACUUGCUUAAUUGGUAUAAACAAUCUGAAACUAAUACCUGCAAAAUUGUGUAAAUGUUCCGUACAAGCUAGAAUUUUGAAUGCAAUUACAUUUAAACAUACUCUACCAGUAUCUGUGCGGUUUGUCCUUCAGCUGCUCGAAAUUUGAGACAAUAUCUACAGGGAAGUAUUGUUUACCCAACUUUUUGAGAGCCCAUAGGUACAGUGCAUUCGGAAAUUAUUCAGACCCCUUGACUUUUUCCACAUUUUGGUUACGUUGCAGCCUUAUUCUAAAAUGGAUUACAUUGUAUUCCCCCCCCCCCCCCCCCCCCCCCCACUCAUCAAUCUACACACAAGAUCCCAUAAUGACAAAACAAAAACAGUUUUUUAGAAAUGUUUGCACAUUUAUUAAAAAUAAAAAACGGAAAUAUCAAAUUUACAUAAGGAUUCAGACCCUUUACUCAGUACUUUGUUGAAGCACCUUUGGAAGUGAUUACGACCUCGAUUCCUCUUGGGUAUGACGCUACAAGCUUGGCACACCUGUAUUUGGGGAGUUUCUUCCAUUCUUCUCUGCAGAUCCGCUCAAGCUCUGUCAGGUUGGAUGGGGAGCGUAGCUGCACAGCUAUUUUCAGGUCUCUCCAGAGAUGUUUGAUCGGGUUCAAGUCCGGGCUCUGGCUGGGCCACUCAAGGACAUUCAGAGACUUGUCACAAAGCCACUCCUACGUUGUCUUGGCUGUGUGCUUAGGGUCAUCCUGUUGGAAGGUGCCAAGCCAAAUUUCUUCAGCCACCUGAGGUUGAAGAGGCUCCAUUGCGCCUUCUUCACCACACUGUCUGCGUGGGUGGACCAUUUCAGUUUGUCAGUGAUGUGUACGCCAAGGAACUUGAAGCUUUCCACCUUCUCCACUGUGGUCCCGUCGAUGUGGAUAGGGGGGUGCACCCUCUGCUGUUUUACUGAAGUCCACGAUAAUCUGUUUUGUUGACGUUGAGUGAGAGGUUAAUUUUCCUGGCACCACACUCCUAGAGCCCUCACCUCAUCCCUGUAGGCUGUCUCAUCAUUGUUGGUAAUCAAGCCGACUACUGUUGUGUCGUCUGCAAACUUGAUGAUUGAGUUGGAGGCGUGCUUGGCCACACAGUCAUGGGUGAACAGGGAGUACAGGAGGGGGCUGAGCACGCACCCUUGAGGGGCCCCAGUAUUGAGGAUCAGCAAAGUGGAGAUGUUGUUUCCUAUCUUCACCACCUGGGGGCAGCCCGUCAGGAAGUCCAGGACCCAGUUAAACAGGGCGGUGUUCAGACCCAGGGCAUCAAGCUCUGUCGUAGCCGGCCGCGACCGGGAGACCCAUGGGGCGGCGCGCAAUUGGCCCAGCGUUGUCCAGGGUAGGGGAGGGAAUGGCCGGCAGGGAUGUAGUUCAGUUGGUAGAGCAUGGCGUUUGCAACGCCAGGGUUGUGGAUUUGAUUCCCACGGGAGGCCAGUAUGAAAAAACAAAACAAAAAAAGUGUAUGCACUCACUAACUGUAAGUCGCUCUGGAUAAGAGCGUCUGCUAAAUGACUAAAAUGUAAUGUAAAUGUAAAUGAGCUUGGAGGGUACUAUGGUGUUGAAUGCUGAGCUAUAGUCAAUGAAGAGCAUUCUUACAUAGGUAUUCCUCUUGUCCAGAUGUGAUUGUGCAGUGUGAUGGCGAUUGCAUCGCCUGUGGAUGUAUUUGGGUAGUAAGCAAAUUGAAGUGGGUCUAGGGUGACAGAAAGGUAAGGUAGAGGUGAUAUGAUCCUUGACUAGUCUCUCAAUGCACUUCAUGAUGACAGAGGUGAGUGCUACGGGGCGAUAGUCAUUUAGUUCAGUUACCUUUGCUUUCUUGGGUACAGGAACAAUGGUGGCCAUCUUGAAGCAUGUGGGGACCGCAGACUGGGAUAGGGAGAGAUUGAAUAUGUCCGUAAACACACCAGCCAGCUGGUCUGCGCAUGCUCUGAGGACGCGGCUAGGGAUGCCGUCUGAGCCGGCAGCCUUGCGGGGGUUAACAUGCUUAAAUGUCUUACUCACGUCGGCCACGGAGAAGGAGAGCCCACAGUCCUUGGUAGUGGGCCACGUCGGUGGCACUGUGUUAUCCUCAAAGCGGGCGAAGAAGGUGUUUAGCUUGUCCUGAAGCAAGACGUCGGUGUCUGCGACGUGGCUGGUUUUCCAGUCUAAGGUCCUGAGCGCUCUGGAGCAGGUUUUCAUCAAGGAUCUCUCUGUACUUUGCUCCGUUCAUCUUUCUCUCAAUCCUGACUAGUCUCCCAGACCCUGCCGCUGAAAAACAUCCCCACAGCAUGAUGCUGCCACCACCAUGCUUCACCGUAGGGAUGGUGCCUGGUUUCCUCCAGACGUGAUGCUUGGCAUUCAGGCCAAAGAGUUCAAUCUUGGUUUCAUCAGACCAUAGAAUCUUGUUUCUCAUGAUCUAAGAGUUCUUUAGGUGCCUUUUGGCAAACUCCAAGCGGGCUGUCGUGCCUUUUACUGAGGAGUGGCUUCUGUCUGGCUACUACCAUAAAGGCCUGAUUGGUGUAGUGCUGCAGAGAUGGUUGUCCUUCUGGAAGGUUCUCCCAUCUCCACAGAGGAACUCUGGAGCUUUGUCAGAGUGACCAUUGGGUUCUUGGUCACCUCCCUGACCAAGGCCCUUCUCCCACGAUUUCUCAGUUUGGCCGGGUGGCCAGCUCUAGGAAGAGUCUUGGUGGUUCCAAACUUCUUCCAUUUAAGAAUGAUAGAAGCCACUGUGGUACCCUUCCCCAGAUCUGUGCCUCGACACAAUCCUGUCUCGGAGCCGUACGGACAAUUUCUUCGACCUCAUGGCUUGGUUUUUGCUCUGACAUCCACUGUCAACUAUGGGACAUUAUAUAGACAGGUGUGUGCCUUUCCAAAUUAUGUCCAAUCAAUUGAAUUUACCACAGGUGGACUCCAAUCAAGUUGUAGGAACAUCUCAAGGAUGAUCAAUGGAAACAGGAUGCACCUGAGCUCAAUUUUGAGUCUCAUAGCAAAGGGUCUGAAUACUUAUGUAAAUAAGGUAUUUACUAACAUUUCUAAAUCUGUUUUCGCUUGUCAUUAUGGGGUAUUGUUUGUAGAUUGAUGAGGAAAAAAAGUAAUUCAAUCAAUUUUAGAAUUGUACUGUAACGUAACAAAAUGUGGAAAAAGUCAAUGGGUCUGAUUUACUUUCCGAAUGCACUGUAUAUGGUUCGGUUUAGCGCCGAGGUAAAGUGAGUUUUAUAUUGGAUAUUCGGUUUUUCUCUCCUCAAUAGCGAUUGAACCAAUCUUGCCAUGACAAUGAAAAUAGUAUAUUCUGAAUCAGGGGAGGGAGAACAAUCCACACGUUUUGUGAUUUUUGUGUAUUUUUGUAUAAAACAUAAAUCACUCAAAAGGUGUGGAUUGUUCUCCCUCUCCUUAUUCAGAAUAUACUAUAUUCAAGGUCAUGGCAUGCUUGGUUCAAUAGCUACACUGAACAAAAAUAUAAACGCAACAUGUUAAGUGUUGGUCCCAUGUUUCAUGAGCUGAAAUAAAAGAUCUCAGACAUUUUCCAUACGCACAAAAAGCUUAUUUCCCUCAAAAAAAUUUGACAAAUUUGUUUACAUCCCUGUCAGUGAGCAUUUCUCCUUUGCCAAGACAAUCCAUCCACCUGACAGGUGUGGCAUAUCAAGAAGCUGAUUAAACAGCAUGAUCAUUACACAGGUGCACCUUGUGGUGGGGACAAAAGGCCACUCUAAAAUGUGCAGUUUUGUCACACAAUGCAACAGAUGUCUCAAGUUGAGGGAGUGUGUAAAUGGCAUGCUGACUGCAGGAAUGUCCACCAGAGCUGUUGCAAGAGAAUGUAAUGUUCAUUUCUCUAACAUAAGCCGCCUCCAACGUUGUAUUAGAGAAUUUGGUAGUACGUCCACUCAGCCUCACAACCGCAGACCACAUAUAUGGCGUUGUGUGGGCAAGUGGUUUGCUGAUGGCAACGUUGUGAACAGAGUGCCCCAUGGUGGCGGUGGGGUUAUGGUAUGGUCAGGCAUAAGCAACAGACAACAAACACUAUUGCAUUUUAGCGAUAGGCAAUUUGAAUGCACAGAGAUACUGUGGCGAGAUCCUGAGGCCCACUGUCGUGCCAUUCAUCCGCUGCCUCCAUCACCUCAUGUUUCAUCAUGAAAGUAUGAAAAAAUAUAUAAAAUAAAUAAAUGUAUGCACUCACUAACUGUAAGUCGCUCUGGAUAAGAGCGUCUGCUAAAUGACUAAAAAUGUAAGAAAUGAUCAUGCACAGCCCCAUGUCGCAAGGAUCUGUACACAAUUCCUGGAAGCUGAAAAUGUCCCAGUUCUUUCAUAGCCUGCAUACUCACCCAUUGAGCAUGUUUGGGAUGCUCUAUAUUGACAUGCACGACAGCGUGUUCCAGUUCCCACCAAUAUCCAGCAACUUCGCACAGCCAUUGAAGAGGAGUGGGACAACAUUCCACAGGUCACAAUCAACAGCCUGAUCAACUCUAUGCAACCGUGAUGCAGCGCUGCAUGAGGCAAAUGUUGGUCACACCAGAUACUGACUGAUUUUCUGAUCCACGCCUCUACCUUUUUUUUAAAGGUAUCAACAGAUGCAUAUGGGCCCCGUGUAGCUCAGUUGGUAGAGCAUGGCGCUUGCAACGCCAGGGUUGUGGGUUCGAUUCCCACGGGGGGCCAGUAUAAUUUUUUAAAAUAAAGAAAUGUAUACACUCACUAACUGUAAGUCGCUCUGGAUAAGAGCGUCUGCUAAAUGACGAAACAAUACUUUCCUGUGGAUAUUUUGUGUCAAAUUUUGAGCAGCUGAAGGACAAACCGCACAGAAAACCGGUGGAGUUAAGUUUAAAUGUCAUUUUAUUCAACACUAUAUACCAAUUGUGUAUUACAGCCUGAUUAAUCACACUAGGUAAUGUUAAACUAUAUUCUCAGAGUAGCUUCCCCAACACUGCGGCUAAUAAACCUUGAGUCGUUUAUUAGCCGAUUUGAAUAGGCUACGUAUAGCAAACCAGCAAGCCAGCUCAGAUGGUCUGGGCUAGCAUUGCACCCUCUUUUGCCCUCGCACAUCACGUUUACCAUGCCAAUUCAUAUACUAUGCCAAUGCAUAGCUAACUAUUGAUUGUAUUUCUAGUUACUUUAGCUAAAUAUUUCCAAUGGCUUUCAUCGUGUCGCUCUCCAAUCUGCAGGUAUCAUCUACGAUGUCAUUGUGGAACCACCUAGUGUGGGUUCAAUGACCGAUGAACAUGGGCACCAGCGGCCAGUUGCCUUUUUGGCAUACAGGUAAGUACGCAGCCUCUUUGCCAGUGUAUGCUGUUCCUGCAUUGUCAACGCUUGGGGCCAUCAUUUACACCAUUCAUUAUCAUAAUUAUCUGCAUUGUAUUGCCAAAAAUUGUAAGGGUAGUCAGUAGUCAUAACCACCUUUAUUUGUUCUCUUUCCCAUGAAGAGUGAAUGGCCAGUACAUCAUGGAAGGGUUGGCCUCCAGUUUCCUCUUCACAAUGGGAGGCUUGGGCUUCAUAAUCCUGGAUCGCUCCAAUGCCCCAAACAUCCCUAAACUCAACCGCUUCCUCCUGCUUUUCAUUGGUUUUGUAAGCGUCCUGCUCAGCUUCUUCAUGGCCAGGGUGUUCAUGAGAAUGAAACUGCCGUAA
Molecule: messenger RNA, 6947 nt
Organism: Coregonus sp. 'balchen'
Lineage: Eukaryota; Metazoa; Chordata; Actinopteri; Salmoniformes; Salmonidae
Source: the annotation of a GenBank genome assembly